CGACGGAAUCGCGAAGCAUCUUGUGAAAAUGUGUGACUUGUGAUCCUCACACAUAGUAAAGACAUUGCUCAAGAUGAAGAGGGGAACCUUGGCCUUUUUGGGUCGGAAGGACCAGUCUCUCUUCGACACCAGCAUCAAAAUGAGGGAAAUGGAUAAUGUGGAUCUCGUGCUGAACUCGCCAACGUCUUCAGAGUCGGGUAUUGCCAGCGUGCGCGCUAGACCCACUGUCAAGCAUUACACUUCAUCCGAGAGUUUUCAAGGGUUUGCUGUUCCAACACCGAGAGUACCGGUCCUCCCCACUAUCAGUGGUCCAAAGAUCAACGGUGCAGUGAAUGGAGACCGGUUGUCUUAUGGCUUAGAGGAAGAAAUAUUGGUUCCCCCUCCUCCCUCUAUGGCCCCUCCCCCGCCACCAGAGACAUUUAUCCUCCCUCCACCAGACUUCAUGGGUUACCUCAGCAGUUUAGAGAUGGCUGCCCUUCAGCCUCCCCCUACAGUUGCUCCAAAGCCACCCCUCAAGGAAGAUAAAAAUCGCCGUAUCACAAAAUCCCAACCAAUGACCCCACCGAAGCCUCCGUCAACAGGUUCCAAUAGCUCUGCAUCUUCUACCCCCAUUUCAAAACCGUCCCCAGCUAAAGUUCCCAAACAUCCAAAUUUUGCCCCACCGCCUCCCCCUGGUAAAGAGCAGCAGAAGACCCACAAGACUCCUCCUCCGAAACCUAUUCGACUCUCAUCUAUGGCCAACCUCGACUCCCCACCGCAGAUUCCUGCCCCACCUCCCCCUGUGCAGACUCCUACACAGUCAACCUUCAAUCCCCAAAACACAGCGAAGCUUAACAAUGUUUCCAACACCUCGAUCCUUAAGGGCUAUGUGGAACAAGAUUCCAGACCCAAGCAGAUGUUACUCCUGGAAGAUACUGGGUCCGCUUCGCCAGUACAAAUGUUGGUCCCCGUCAAUGGGAAUAUCCCCAAGCAGACGCCAACCAAGCCAAUUCGCAAAGAUCCACUUCAUCACAAAGACAAUUUACAAACCACACCAACCAAGCCAAUUCGCAAAGAUCCACUGCACCAUAAAGAGAAUUUACAAACCGCACAUCUCUCACCGACCAAGCCAAUUCGCAAAGAUCCGCUGCAUCACAGAGAGAAUUUUCAAAGUACACACCUCUCUCAGGCACCUCUACACGAGCCACCCAAAUCAAUUCCCUCUGAUGGUUUUUAUCACAAAGAGAAUAUCCAAAGUAUUCUGCCCUCACGCUUACCCUUGCCUGAGGCGAACACAAAGGCUGAUCCAGUAACAAUGUCAGUCCAGAAUGAAACUGUCAAACCACUCAGAGUGUCAUACCAAAUACCAAGAAAGCUUCAGACAGGGAACAAAACUCUACUGACUUCUGAGGAUAUCCAAGGGAAACCUGGUCCAAAACCCGCCGGUAAAUUGGGUCCAUUAGUCGGUCAUAAAUUACACAACAGUGGCGAAAGCAAUGCGGCUCAAGAGGCUCCUGCAGCUUCUCCAUUUUCUCUCCUCAUGGCGGCUAAGGAAAGGGAUAAGAAUAAGGGCUUUCAGUCUCAUGAAAUUGGGAACAUGAACAAUGACCAGCGGAGAGAAAGCUUUCAGAAAAUUAAUUCUACUACUCCCCAAACUUUGCCGCCAAUGUCAAGAGCCCUCUCAAGCUCUUCUCUCCUUCAUCAGGAACACGUACAACCAAGUCCAACACCCGUCAGUCCCGUGCAGUAUUGGGAAACAAAAUCAGCAACCAUUGCACGGAUGAGUGACGGACCAACAUACCGUUUGACAGAACCGCCUUCAUCUACAGACAUGAGCAACCGACUCGUGCAGAGGAAUGAUUCCUACAUUAAAUCUGGAGGGAACAAGGAACACUUAAGUAUGCUUUUACUCCCUCCACCUCCAGAAUUCGAGGAUUGCCAUAGCGUUAUGGAGUCCCCUAUUUCCGCUUGUCCUCCAAACACCUUCUCAAGAAUGGCACCACAAACAAGUCUAAACUGUAUUCUACUUGGUCAGAUUCCACCUUCAGUGGUACCCAAAACCUCAAAACACCAAUCUCUGAAUGCCGCCAUCCAACCGAAGCCGCAAUUCCAGACUACUUCUAUGGUAAAUCCCGCACAGCCGCCAACGCCUCUGUCGCCAAGCCAGUCUACGCUUGUGAGCAUCUUACAAAGAAAGAUGCUGGAGAUGGACCAUAAAAUGACCGCCACGAAUGAGGCAGACCAUAACGCCGAAGACUGGAGUGUCCCACUCUCUGAGGACGUCAGAGUCCCUGUCAUCCCAAAGUCCACGUCGCAGGCCAAAAGUGUUUCUAUCGUGACCAACCAAACGCCAACCCACCACAAGCAGGAUGGCAAAGCGGUGAGAAAAUUUCCGGACGUUAACAGCAAUGAACUGCAGUCAAGCCAUCAAUAUGGAAUGACGUAUCGAAUUCGGCCCGGAUCCAAACAACCCAUUACGCUUAUUAGAAAAGGGCCAUCAUGAGUAAACGGGUUUGGUCUUCCUUUGUUAUGUAUACGGUCAAUUUUGCCCACGAACUGCAAGGGUAGUUUCGUUUCAAGCCACUGUUCAAUCAAACCUCUGCUUUAAUAAAUUCACAUUUGUUAUCAGAUGUUGUUAGAAGCAAAACAAACAAAGUGAUUGUGUCGCACUAAAUGCUAUCAGAAGUGAAGUUAUUAAAUCAGAAGGCACUGAUCAACGAAUAUUAGCACAGAUGCUAGUGCUAACAAGUUGGUCCAGGCUAGUCGUAUAGCUUUUCCAGGGAUGCCAUGACAAUGACCCUAUUCUAAUUUUUACAGGAUUUCAAAGCUAGUUUACAAUCAAGUUCUCAGUAUUUGGCACGUUGUUGGUCAAGAUUGGUAGCAUAAACUCGAUUUAUGGAAUAAAAAGUCAAGUCAAUAAAAAUUUAGCAGAGAAUAGACAAACAGAAACAGAAAUAAAGCUGUGACUGUUUAGCUUAGUGACAUGCAGCAGUUGACAGCUUGGCAUACUUUUAUCUAAAACAGCACUGGCUUGACCCAAAAUUAGUCUCAAGGCUGGCUAGCAUGGUGGGAGUCUGCAAAAAUCGAUAUUUCUGUCAUUGCUAUGUUGACUAUAAUCACACGGUACCAAUCAACCAAUAUCCAUUGUAUAUUUUGUAAAUGUGUUACUUAAGAGUAGUUAUGUGCUACAGGGUCAGAAUGUAACAGGUUUUCUAAUGUUGCUAAGCAUUAGAGAUCAACUAUCAACAAUGUGUUCAGGACAAACACAAACGUAUGGGCUGGAGCGAGAGCUGCUCAAGGGUGAUUUGUGAAAGUCAUAACUCCCGAAUUUUCCUUGACAAAUGUUCAGGCUUCUUGCCUUGAUUCGCUAUGAAUGUGACUUUGUUCCUCCCACCGGUCUUGUUGCAGCCAAACGACAUGCAGUAAAUUCACAAUUUGUUUUUUACAUCAGCCAUCAGAUUUAUGUUGAUUGUUCAUGGCAAAUUUUGUCAGAAAUCUUGAAUGUAAAUUUGAAUUGCUUGCAAUUAUGUUCAAUUGCUUGAAGUGAAAUUAAGCACAUCACAUACAGUACACCCAAACUGUAAUCUUCAUUCACUGUUAAAGUAUGUCAUGUAGGGUCUUUCCAAUCAGAUUGCAAUGUGCAGAUGUUUGCUUUGUAUUAUCUCUUAUUGUUAUCAAUGAAGGAUGUUUUAUUUUUAUAGUAUGCAGUAAAAGCUCAAAUGUACUAGUACUGACAUGCAGCAAUAUUAUAUUUGUACAUAUAUUUAUAUAUGUUAAGAGUAUGAUUGAAGUAGUCAUCACCUAAGCAAAUUUGAUUGACAUAUCUCACCAAUCUGAAUCUGGUUAAUAAAUUCAAAUUGAUCAGAAAUCUUCAAAA
Hippocampus comes (tiger tail seahorse) is the source of this 3856-nucleotide messenger RNA. RefSeq names its product ras-associated and pleckstrin homology domains-containing protein 1. The transcript is spliced from 5 exons. Lineage: Eukaryota; Metazoa; Chordata; Actinopteri; Syngnathiformes; Syngnathidae. The coding region runs from base 74 to 2482 and encodes 802 amino acids. The record is from RefSeq and is a predicted model, not a curated record.